This is a messenger RNA of Tuber melanosporum (Perigord truffle), 204 nucleotides long. RefSeq lists its product as uncharacterized. Lineage: Eukaryota; Fungi; Ascomycota; Pezizomycetes; Pezizales; Tuberaceae. The record is from RefSeq and is a predicted model, not a curated record. The transcript has a single exon. Bases 1 to 90 code for a protein of 29 amino acids.
AUGAUCAUAUAUAUAGUGUAUUUUGAGAGACUGUGUUCCCGUUGGGCAAACACUCUAGCAAUCCACAACCGUGAAGUGUCAGCACUAUAGCAGGCACUACAAUCUUUAAUAUAACAGUACAUACAUCACCAACAAAAAGGACGCCAUGACCGAGGAAUAUUGGGAGAAAUUUUGUAAAAAGUAAAAAAAUAAAAAUAAAAAAAA